AUGAUUCGAAUUCCCGGAAAAUUUGGUAACAUCAAUCCUGAUCUACUACCUCCGCCACCUGAGGGCACGCCGUUCAACAAUCCUUACCUCACGAGUUGGAUGCAAUUUAUAAAUGCCAUCAAGUACCCACCUGACCUGGCAUUCGCUACACUUUACAUGGGACUCGAUCACCUCGCGUUCGCCGGCUUCUACAUUCUUCCCACCACCGCCACUUCAAAAGUUUUCAGAUAUCUGUUAAAAUUGAUUGUAGAUCCACUAGUUACCUUCGGUCAGAGUGCGCUAUUCUUUUACAUGAUUCAUUUUCACGUGUACCAAGUGAUAGGACCUUUGUUCUUGGCAUGCAUUCCGGGAUGCAAACUGAGAGUUCGCGAGGGAUGGUUUUGGAUUUAUUGGAUGGUCGGAUUGACGAUUUGUAGGGUGUUGUGUUCUAAAUACGCUGAAUUCAAAGCGCGUAAGGGGCCAGACUCAAUUUGGAGAUUUCUGUAG
Messenger RNA from Acaulospora colombiana, 486 nucleotides. The record is from the annotation of a GenBank genome assembly. NCBI's taxonomy places the organism in Eukaryota, Fungi, Glomeromycota, Glomeromycetes, Diversisporales, Acaulosporaceae.